AUGCGUUACAUUCUCGUUUCGGGCGGAGUCAUCUCCGGUGUUGGAAAGGGCAUUAUUGCCUCGUCCACGGGCCUGCUUCUCAAGACGCUCGGCCUGCGUGUCACCUGCAUCAAAAUCGAUCCUUAUUUGAACAUUGAUGCUGGAACUAUGAACCCGAAAGAUCACGGAGAGUGUUUCGUUCUGGACGACGGUGGCGAGUGUGACUUGGAUCUUGGACAUUACCAGAGAUAUCUGGGCAUCAACCUCUCCCGAGACCACAACAUCACCACCGGCAAGAUCAACAUGGAGGUCGGCUUGAGGGAACGUCGUGGAGAUUACUUGGGCCGUACCGUCCAGGUCGUCCCUCACGUCACCAACCUCAUUAAGGAGUGGAUUGAGCGGGUCGCCAGAAUCCCCAUCGAUGAGUCGGGCGCCGAGCCUGAUGUCUGCAUUAUUGAGCUUGGUGGCACAGUUGGCGAUAUCGAGAACAUGCCCUUCGUCGAGGCGCUUACACAGCUCCGACACAAGUGUGGCAAGGGCAACUUUAUCAACAUCCAGGUCUCAUAUGUUCCCGUCAUCAACGGCGAGCAAAAGACCAAGCCCACUCAGCACGCCGUCAAGACAAUUCGGAGUGCUGGUCUCAUUCCCGACUUGAUUGCUUGCCGUUGUGAACGUCCUCUUGAUCAAGAUACCAUCAACAAAAUCGCCCUUCACUGCCAGGUCGAGCCUGAGCAGGUGAUUGCCGUCCGAGAUAUGCCCACAGUCUACCAGGUGCCAGUCCUUCUGAAAGAGCAGGGCCUGAUCACUGUUCUGCAGUCGAUCUUGAUGCUGGACAAGCUCACCCCUGAGCCAGCCCAAGUCAAGAAGGGUGCCGAAAUUUGGCAAAAGUGGAAGGAUGUCAUCUCAAAGAACUACACCGAGACGAUCGACAUUGCCCUGGUUGGCAAGUACGUCGAACUUCACGACAGCUACCUCAGUCUCUACAAAUCAUUAGAACACGCGGCUAUCCACUGUAAGCGCAAGCUGAACCUGAUCUGGGUUGAUUCUGAGCAUCUCGAGGAGUCCACCCGGGAGGCCGACCCCGCCUUGUACCACAAGGCCUGGCACGAUGUUUGCUCGGCGUCUGGUGUGGUGAUCCCCGGAGGCUUCGGCGAGAGAGCCACAGAAGGUAUCAUCAAGGCUACCCAGUGGGCCAGAGAGCACAACACCCCCUGGCUGGGUAUCUGCUUCGGUAUGCAGCUGGCCGUUUGCGAGUUUGCCCGCAACGUGUGUGGACAUGCCAACGCCACCUCUGAAGAGUUUGACGAGAAUGCCGAGUACCCCGCCGUCAUCUUCAUGCCCGAGGGCUCCAAGGAAACCAAGGGCGGCACCAUGCGACUCGGCCUGCGCACCACGCACUUCCAGCCUGGCAGCGAGGACAGCAAGCUCCGAGCCAUGUACGGCAACGCGGAGACUGUCGAUGAGCGCCACCGACACCGUUACGAGGUUAACCCUGCCCUUGUUGACGAGUUUGAGAAGGCUGGCUUGUCCUUUGUCGGCAAGGACGAUACCGGCAGACGUAUGGAGAUCAUUGAGAUCAAGAGCCACCCUUACUUCGUCGGUGUGCAAUACCACCCGGAGUACAUCAGCCAGCCGCUUAGCCCCUCCCUCCCCAUCCUUGGUCUGGUAGCCGCCGCCAUCGGAUGCCUCGACGAGGUUACCAAGGAGGUCUGCCAGCUCAGAAAUGAAGCCAACGGCACUGUCAACGGAACCGCUUAA
This is a messenger RNA of Trichoderma aggressivum f. europaeum, 1737 nucleotides long. RefSeq lists its product as uncharacterized. Gene Ontology annotation, biological process: CTP biosynthetic process; pyrimidine nucleobase biosynthetic process. Gene Ontology annotation, cellular component: cytoophidium; cytoplasm. NCBI's taxonomy places the organism in Eukaryota, Fungi, Ascomycota, Sordariomycetes, Hypocreales, Hypocreaceae. The transcript is spliced from 8 exons. The record is from RefSeq and is a predicted model, not a curated record. Bases 1 to 1737 code for a protein of 578 amino acids. Gene Ontology annotation, molecular function: identical protein binding; CTP synthase activity.